Molecule: messenger RNA, 483 nt
Organism: Macadamia integrifolia
Lineage: Eukaryota; Viridiplantae; Streptophyta; Magnoliopsida; Proteales; Proteaceae
Product: zinc-finger homeodomain protein 10-like
Exons: 1
Coding region: 1-483 (160 amino acids)
Biological process (GO): regulation of developmental process; regulation of DNA-templated transcription
Cellular component (GO): nucleus
Molecular function (GO): DNA-binding transcription factor activity; transcription cis-regulatory region binding
Source: RefSeq, a predicted model, not a curated record
AUGGAGAACCCCAUGCAAGAGUUUGUGUACGGUUCUUGUAUGAAAAACCAUGUUGCAAAACUUGGUGGCCAUGUCACAGAUGGCUGUGGAGAAUUCUUCUCCAUAAAUGGUGGUUCACAGUGUGGGGCAUGUGGAUGCCAUCAGAACUUCCACCAGAAGAUAGCUAUGAUGCGCCGCGGCGGUAGUGCUGAUAGGAAGGGAGAGAAUAGCAGUGACGAAACAGAGGAUGAGAAGAAUUUACAGGAGCUCAUGGUGGCAGAGCAGGUACGGCAGCAACAACAUCCAGUGGAUGUAUACAUGAGUCGAGGAAGAAGGCCAAGGACGAAGUUCACCGAGGAGCAGAGGCAAAGGAUGUUUGAAUUUGCAACGAGGCUUGGGUGGAGAAUGCAAAGAGAUAGGUGGGAAGAGAUCAAUCAGUUCUGUCAACAGAUUGGGGUGCCUAGGCAUAUUUUUAGGGUUUGGCUCAACAACCAUAAGAAUUAA